CUCCUUCUACGCUUCUUCCCUCCCCCCCAUCACUGUUCCCACUUCUUAUAUCCAUCAAUGGUGGAGCCCCGAGAACCCGAAACUGCUUUAACUACGAAUCAAUCGCCAAGGAACUGAGAAGAAGAUAGAUAGAUAGAGUGUGUGUGAUCUGCUCUUUUUAUAGCUAUGAUUAAACUCAGAUUCGUUCACCUUCUGACGGCGAUCUGCUUUUUCCUACCAAAGAUCGCCGCGAGAGGCGGCCACUCCGACUACAUCCACCCAGGUACCGCGAGGCAGUUAUUUGCGGAAGAAGAGCCUCGACCGAGUGUGGAGUUGACUCGAGGGUAUAUGACAAACGAUGAUCUCGAGAAAGCGAUGAAAGAUUUCACCAAGAGAUGUAGCAAGAUCUCCAGAUUAUACAGCAUCGGGAAGAGUGUCAAUGGGUUUCCUUUGUGGGUCAUAGAGAUUUCAGACAGACCAGGAGAGAUUGAGGCUGAACCUGCAUUCAAGUACAUUGGGAAUGUACAUGGAGACGAACCUGUAGGGCGUGAGCUGUUGAUACGUCUUGCAAACUGGAUUUGUGAUAACUAUGAGAAGGAUCCAUUGGCUAAGUUGAUUGUGGAAAAUGUUCACCUUCAUAUACUGCCAUCACUGAAUCCAGAUGGAUUUUCAGUCAGGAAACGUAAUAAUGCGAACAAUGUUGAUCUUAACCGCGACUUCCCUGACCAGUUCUUUGCCUUUAAUGAAGACUUGAGUUUGAGGCAACCUGAAACUACGGCUAUUAUGACUUGGCUGAGAGAUAUACGAUUCACAGCGUCAGCUACUUUACAUGGAGGUGCCCUGGUGGCAAAUUUUCCUUGGGAUGGUACGGAGGAUAAGAGGAAAUACUAUUAUGGGUGUCCUGAUGAUCAGACGUUCCGGUUCUUGGCACGUCUAUAUAGCAAAUCUCACCGUAACAUGUCUUUCAGCAAAGAGUUUGAGGAAGGAAUCACAAAUGGAGCAGCCUGGUACCCAAUAUAUGGUGGUAUGCAGGACUGGAAUUACAUAUAUGGAGGGUGCUUUGAAUUGACUCUGGAAAUAAGUGACAACAAGUGGCCUCGUGCCUCAGAGCUUCCCACGAUUUGGGAGUACAACAGAAAGAGCAUGCUGAAUCUUGUUGCAAGCUUAGUGAAGACAGGAGUUCAUGGACGGAUCUUUUCGUUAGACCAGGGGAAGCCACUGCCUGGGCUUGUUGUGGUCAAGGGAAUCAACUAUACGGUGAAAGCCCAUCAAGAGUACGCAGACUACCACCGGUUGCUUGAACCUGGACAGAUAUAUGAAGUCACAGCGUCGUCUCCUGGAUACAAACCGAAAACAACAAGCGUUUGGUUAGGCGAAAACGCUGUCACCGCUGAUUUCAUUCUCAUCCCAGAAGCAAGUUACAGAGGCAAGCUUCUGAGAAGCAGUAGCUGUGACUGUAGCUACGGUCAGCCGUUACUUCUAACACGCUUUUUCACGGAGACUAAUAACGGAAUCAUGUUUGCGCUUGUGGUGGUUGUAGCUUUCCUCUUCUUUUUGUUGCAAAGAAGAGUGAGGUCUAACCUGUGGAAGCAAAGACAAUCCUCUAGGAGAUCAACAACAGUAUGAUUAUAACUCUUUUAACUCUAAUAAGCAAAAAACCAGAGUUCGAACCCCUUUGAGCCCCUUCCUCGUGUAGUUGUUUGUUUCCCAUUAAACAUUUUAUAUAAAAUCAUACAAGUGCAGAAAGAGUUGUACUAUUAUAAAUUUUGGUGUUACACCUUA
This is a messenger RNA of Raphanus sativus (radish), 1761 nucleotides long. Its product is annotated as carboxypeptidase SOL1. Gene Ontology annotation, molecular function: metallocarboxypeptidase activity; zinc ion binding. Lineage: Eukaryota; Viridiplantae; Streptophyta; Magnoliopsida; Brassicales; Brassicaceae. The coding region runs from base 166 to 1605 and encodes 479 amino acids. The record is from RefSeq and is a predicted model, not a curated record. Gene Ontology annotation, biological process: proteolysis. The transcript has 15 exons.